This is a messenger RNA of Helianthus annuus (common sunflower), 531 nucleotides long. RefSeq names its product E3 ubiquitin-protein ligase RHA1B. The coding region runs from base 1 to 531 and encodes 176 amino acids. Gene Ontology annotation, biological process: protein ubiquitination. Gene Ontology annotation, molecular function: ubiquitin protein ligase activity. Lineage: Eukaryota; Viridiplantae; Streptophyta; Magnoliopsida; Asterales; Asteraceae. The record is from RefSeq and is a predicted model, not a curated record. The transcript has a single exon.
AUGGGUAUGGGUAUUCAAGUUCUGUAUCUAGCAAUCAAAAUCCCACAGUACCUAACCAUCACCAUGAUCUCCAACAUCGUAUCUCACCUCGUAUCACUCAUGUUCGCCGCCCUCGGACUUUUCAAAUCACCACCAGAUCCCGACGACAUGUCAUCCUCCACCGCCAACUACAUCCUCAUCCUCGACGGCGCCUCCCCCUCUCUCCUCCCUGUCCCCGUCCACGUCAUCACCGCCGCCAUCAAAAACAAAGUCCCAGUUGUACCGUACGAUGAUUUUGUCGGCCGCUAUGGUGGACCUGAUGAACCGGUUUGCACGGUUUGUUUUGAGUGUAUCGACGGUUGUGAUUUGAUCAGGGAGAUUGUUAAUUGUAAACAUGUGUUUCAUCGAGAGUGUUUGGAUAAGUGGGUCGAUGUGGGCCAGGUUAAUUGCCCUUUGUGUAGAUCUAUGCUUCUUCCGCCGAAGAAAUUGUUAUCCGCUGCCGGUUCCGGUGUACCGGAGACCGCCCUGAGUGAUGUUGCUCCGGUGAUGUAA